This is a messenger RNA of Drosophila mojavensis, 1737 nucleotides long. RefSeq names its product cyclin-dependent kinase 1. Bases 201 to 1097 code for a protein of 298 amino acids. Lineage: Eukaryota; Metazoa; Arthropoda; Insecta; Diptera; Drosophilidae. The record is from RefSeq and is a predicted model, not a curated record. Gene Ontology annotation, biological process: mitotic G2 DNA damage checkpoint signaling; G2/M transition of mitotic cell cycle; protein phosphorylation. Gene Ontology annotation, cellular component: nucleus. The transcript has a single exon. Gene Ontology annotation, molecular function: ATP binding; cyclin-dependent protein serine/threonine kinase activity; RNA polymerase II CTD heptapeptide repeat kinase activity.
AAUGCUUCGUAUUGUCAUAAGUAAUCGAUGUAUCAGAAGCAAUGGACAGACACAUUCAACGCCAACUUGGCAACUCUGGUUGACUUUUAACAGGAUUGAGUGGGUCUUUUAACAGUGGACUUUUAAGGCCAUUUAUGACCAGUUAAAAUAUGCAGAGUAACAGAGAAAUUGUUUCAAUAUAGUAAAAGUGUAUCCACGGUAUGGAGAACUAUGAGAUAAAGACCACGAUUGGCGAAGGCACCUACGGUGUUGUCUACAAGGCGCUGAAUCGCUCGACUGGGAAAUUCGUGGCCUUGAAGAGCGUGAAACACAUUCCUGGGGUGGAGGGCUUGCCGUCGACUGCCAUCAGGGAGAUAUCGCUGCUGCGGGAGCUGAAGCAUCCCAACAUAGUCACGCUGCUGGACGUCGUGAUCGUGGACAGCAGCAUAUGCUUGAUACUCGAGUACCAUUCCAUGAGCCUGCGGCAGUACCUCGAAACGCUGCCAGCCAGCCAACUGAUGGACCUUAAGCUGGUCGGCAGCUUCCUCUUCCAGAUGACCAGCGCCAUUCUCUACUGCCAUCGGCGACGCGUGAUGCACCGGGAUCUGACGCCGCAGAAUAUGCUGAUCGAUGGAGUGGGCCGCAUCAAGCUGGCCGACUUUGGCCUGGGCUGCUGUUUCCAGCUGCCCAUGCGCGCGCUCACCCACGAGGUGGUCACGCUCUGGUACCGGGCGCCCGAGAUCCUCAUGGGCUGCCCGAGGUACGCCUGCCCCGUGGACAUCUGGUCCAUUGGCUGCAUCUUCUUUGAGAUGAUCACGAAGCGGCCCCUGUUUCGUGGCGACUCGGAGAUAGAUCAGCUCUUCUGCAUAUUCCGCUUGCUGGGCACCCCCAACGAGCAGUCCUGGCCGGGCGUAUCCACACUGCCCGACUACAAGAGCACCUUUCCCAAGUGGACAAGCAAUCAGCUGACCCAGCUGAUGGCAGAUCUGGACAUCUACAAUUCCGCUGUCGACCUGUUGGCCAAGAUAAUCGUCUAUCAGCCAGCGAAGCGCUUGUCCGCUGAGCAGAUCCUAGAGCAUGAGUACUUCAAGGAGCCGCCAGCGCCUUACACUCCCUGACUGUCAAUAAAAGUUUUGUUAACGCGCACGUGCUAAUCGGCUUUAUUAACGGAUUUUUGAGCACGCGUGUAAAAUUAAUUGAAUUAUUUUACGCUACGCUUGAAGCUCAUCACAUCACAUCACAUCGCGUCACAAAAGCGAGCCAAAGUUAACAGGCGAGACUUAUGCUCGAGUGCCCGAAGGGUCACAGAACCCUCGAGUCUGUGAUCCGUGCACAGUGGGUCGAGAUUUUGUCAGAAGGCGCUGCGCUGGCACACUGUCCUGCUUGGACAGGCAGUUAAUCUCUUCUCUUCAUUAAAUAUUAUUUUUUAAUUUUCCUUAAGGUAUUUUCCGCUCUUGGCCUACGCUUUUUUUCCACUGAGUGAUUGGCAGUCGGGCGUUAAGAAAAACAAACACAGUAAGCGAAUUCAUGGAAUGGGAAUUUUAAUUGCCCUGAAGCCAUGUAGCACAGUGUACAGAGUGUCAGAAAAAGACUGAAAAAUACCCGCAAUAAAAAAUUGAUCGCCAGAAAUUAAAAAUAUUUUUGUUAAAUAUUAUAAAGUUAUUUCAAGCUUCAAUAACAUAUAAACAGUUUUAAGGAACGUAUGUAUUUAUGUAUAUGUUCUGUAAAUUCAUAUAUUUAAAUUUAAAAAUAAAGUAA